AUCUACUCUAGACGUACAAUGUAAUAAUCUACAUGCUAUAUGCGACUUCAUAGUUAAAGAGGUACUGAAUAAAUUUUUUUAAUAUAUUCUAAUACGGUACGGUAUUGCAUUUACUCUUUAAAAAGUCUUCGAUAUAUGCUGCGUACACGUGCACUUAUAAAUGAGCAGUAAGCUGCAAAUACUGAAACUCAUAACUUCUCUCAAUUUCUUAAAUCAUUGGUUGAAUUUCAUUUAUUAAUUAUGUUUUGUUUUGAUUUUUCUAAUUUCAUUUUUACCAGAGAUAUACAUGUCUCUAGUUUUAUACUUAUCGUUACAUAGUCAGAAAAUUACUCAGGUGUGACAAUUUCAUUAAUACCUGUUAGCCCCGCCUACUACAGAUAAAAAUAACUCUUUGGAAAACUUGUCCGACAGGUUUCAGUGAAUAGAAAAUGUUCAGGUAGUGUAUCGAUCGAAAAUCUAAAAAUAAACCACGAGACACCCUAAACACGCGAGGAGGGGUUAGGGGUAAAGCUUUCUGUAUUUAUACUGGGACCGCAUCCCCCUCUGGAGGGGACAGGGAGUUAUUCUUCAUCGAAAAACGUUCUACUAUAAACUGUAAAGAUGAGUUUGUGGCUGUUCUUAUGUGGCACACUUGCCGUUGCCAUGGCACAGUCAACAGUUCUUCGAGAAAGCACGUGCACUGCAGGAAGUCGAACUGCCAUCAUUCAGCAGGGAGCCCAGGCCAUGAUCGGCGGAAUCAUCAAAAUGAGGGGGUCAGGGACUGGGGGGUAUGGCUGUGGCGAUAUCAGCACAGGUUGGAUGCAAUCUUAUGAGGCCAUGCGAUGGGCUUUAGACAGAUUAAACAAAAAGAAUACAAUUCUGAAUGGAGAAAGUCUGACAGACAGCUAUGUUCCUGGGGUUAAGCUGGGUAUGAAGAUCUAUGACUACUGUUCCCAUAAAUCCCUAGCCAUUGGUAGUGCCCAGGAAAUGUACCCACAAUUCAGUGCGGAGUCCAGAGACUGUGUCAAAAACAAUUCGCAAGUGAUGCUAGGUCUUAUUGGGGCUAGCAGCAGUUCAGUGACUGUCGAGUUGAAUAAAUUCGCCACAGCCCACAAAGUCCCAUUGGUGUCCCCGUACGCCACGGCUACUGAGCUGAGCGACAUGGAUCACUAUCCCUAUUUCAUGAGAACGGUGCCAACGGAUGGACCCCUGAUGGAUGCAAUUAUUGCAUUCAUGAACGAAUUGAACUGGAAAUACAUAGUCGUCGUGUACACUGAAGAUACAUACGGCACGGCGGCACUGGACGAGAUCAGACCUCGUCUGGCAGCCGCUGACAAAUGUCUGACCCUGGCUGUAUCUACCCCAUCAACAGAUGGCAGCAUUUCUGCAAUGGACAGAAUUUUUUCGAAAAUUCUUGCAACAAAAGCAACAGGAAUCGUAUACCUGGGGAAUGAUGUUGUAGCUGAUGCUUUGCUUAGAAGGGGCGAAGUUUAUCCCGAUGCUGGAAAGCUUCAGUGGAUUUUUACUGACAGUAUUUCUCUUUCUGAUAGAUUCCCUAAUCAGAAGUACCCUAGAGGAAUAAUUUCUAUCUUAUCGGGUUCUAGGAAAAUCAUAGAAUUUGAAGAUCAUUGGGUCAGGAUAGACGUUAACAACCCGUCAGACGAAAAUCCCUGGUUUAAAGAUUGGUAUAUGACGGAACAUGACUGUCGCUUAUCUGGCAAUACUAACCCAAAAUUCAAUAAUAAGCCUGACUGUCCCACACUGAGUGAGUCGGAGAGGCGCAACACUUUUGUACAAGAUCAGUUUGUGGAGCCUGCUGUCCAUGCUGUGUUUGGGUAUGCUUAUGCUUUCAAGAAAGCGCAUCAAGAUAAAUGUGGUGGGGUGCCUGGGCUCUGUGCAGCUUUGUCUGCCAUGACGACUACAGAAUUUUACCAAAAUUACCUUCGAGCUGUAGAUUUUACCUACACAAAAGUAGAGCGAGUUGAAAGCUUGGCAUCAGUCGGACUUGAGCCAUAUAAUGCUCCAGCGAAAGUCAAGUUUGAUGCUAAUGGAGAUAUCAUAAACCCAACAUAUGAUAUUUACAACUUUAAUGAUUACCCAGGAAGCCAGCCUUUCAAGUUUAGAAGACUUGGAUCACAUUUAAAUGGACGUCUGGAAAUCUUCAGUAACCGAAUACGAAUGUAUGAUGACAGUAGAGACAAUUUGCUCGAUCCAUCACCUUCCUCCCUCUGUCCUAGCACGGGAUGCAUGCCAUGCUUAGGGGUGGCAACCUCAACACCCUAUAUGUACAUACCAGGGGACAUUAUCAUUAACGGGAUUUUCACAAUUCAUUCUGCCGGAAGUGAACCUUUGCGAUGUGGAGCUUUCCACAGUAACAGUGGGACUGGAGCUAGACUGGCGGAAGCAAUGCUGUAUGCUAUUCAGCAAGCUAACAACAGGGGCAUUCUCAAUAACGUUAUGUUGGGUGGUCUAGGUUUUGAUGACUGUAUGAGUCCAGUCCUUGGUAAACUCCAGGUAUCGGAGGUCCAUCAGCACACCCGAACCAUUACAGAUUCUUCUAAUAAAGCCCUAAAUCCAAACACUAUAGAUAUGUACAUGGGAUCGUCGUAUUAUUCUACCACUGUUCCUUUGGCAUCAUUAAUGAAUGAUAUAAUGAGACCAUUGCUGGGAUACUAUUCAUCAAGCGCCAAACUCGGCGAUUAUCCGUUCUACAGAUACAUUUUCCCAUCUAAUUACUAUAUCUUAAAGGCAGUAGUUUUAAUGUUGAAAAAAUUAGGAUGGAACUAUGUGCAGGUUGUACAAACAACCAAUGACUACUUUGACAUAGCAUUCUCGGAUUUCAAAAUGCUGGCAGCAGAAGAAGGGAUAUGUGUCGUAUCUCAUUUUGUCUUUGAGAAGGAUGGAGAUAUGUCAGAGAUUUUCGACAAACUCAAGCAUGAGAUGAAUGUUAAACCUGUCUUUAUUCUCGGAUCUGACACCGACAUGCAAAUGUUAUUGACUACCGUUAGAGCUAACAACGCUGGUGGCAUGUUCCAUUUUUUCACACAUCUAACAGAACCUCAACAUUUGCAAGGUGUUGAAGACAUUGCAGAUGGCUUGUGGACCGUCCAUGCUGAUCCGUUAAACAUGCGAGGCUUCUAUGAUCAUCUCUCCCGUCUUCAACCCAAGACGUAUACACAAAACCCCUGGUUCAAAGAAUGGUAUGAAGAAAGAUAUAAUUGUUCACUGGAUGCAUCAAACAUGAGAUCAUACAAAACAGUCUGCGCAGACUCCGCACUAAACCCAAUCACUAAUAAGCUGAGCAUAUCUGAGGUUGACCUGUUCGUCUUUCCAGUUGUAGCUGGUGUAUACGCCGCAGCGUAUGCUUUAGAUGAGACUCUUAAACAUUAUUGUGGAACUUCAUACUCCGGAAUCUGUAGCAAUUUCCAGACUGCAGCCAAUAAAGGCAAUGUCUUGCUGCAAAAACUUGACGAAGUCGUAUUUGAGGUGGAGUCCGGUAGAAUGUUUAAAAUGAAAGAUAAAAGUGCUAACUUUGUUGUCAACUACCUGCUGUACAAAAAUCAAACAUUUAGAGAGGUUGGUGGCUAUAACUUUGAAACCAACGACUUGGUGAUCCAAACAGGACAAAUGAAAAUAUACGACGAUCUCCUCGCAACUAGCAUCACCCCCCACUGCACGGAGUUCUGCACAGAAUGCCUUUAUAUGUUCAACAAACAUGACUACCUAAAUAUUCCCGGAGACAUCAUGAUCCCAGCUAUGUUUGAUGUUCACUACCCUGGACAACUCCCAUUUCUUUGCGGAGAUAUUCGCUACAAGAAUGGCUUUCAGAACACUGAAGCUUUUAAAUUCGCCAUUGAUAGAAUCAAUUCUGGGAAUGCAUCUGUCAAGCUGAACAAUGGCGUUACGUUGGGUGGAAUUGGUUUUGAUGGCUGCAUGGACAACCACAGAGCGUCAACAUUAUUAUCGGCCUUGUAUGCCGGAGUGUACCCUUUAGAAAACGGACGAUUUACAAUUCCUUUGGAAAAGUUAACACACUGGCUGACAUACAGCAAUGAUUUCACUAUUGAUACAGCUGGCCAUCAAAUGGCUGUCGUAACGCCGGGUGCCACCAGUCCCCUUCUCGAUGACAAAACAGAGUAUACAAACUUCUUCCGAACGAUUCUUUCGGAUAGUAUGAUAGCUAAAGCAAUGGCGCAGACAGCGAAAAUGCUGGGCUUUGAAUACAUUAUCACACUGAACUCGCCAGAAAAGGGCGCUAGAGAUUCUCUUGCGAAAUUCAUGGAGUAUGCAAAGGCUGAAGGUAUAUGCAUCGGAGCCUCUUAUGAAUUUGUGUCUGAUGGCACAAUGGAUCAGCUAAUCCAAUACAUCCUGUCUUCCACAACUCGAGUUGUUGCAGUAUUUGCCGACCCGGACCGCUAUAUUGAAGACCUACUGAGAGCAAAAUCCUCCAAUAACAUAAUAUUUUUGGCCAACAGAGUAUGGUCGAAUCCAAUGAUUUCGAAUAUUCCAAUAAAUCUAUUAACGUACGCUGAGAGGUCUUUAAUGUUUGGAAGGUCUCAGGUUCAACUAAUAGAAUUUCGAAAUUACCUCAGCAACAAAUAUCCCGAUACAUAUAAGGAAAACCCCUGGUUCUACGAGUUUUACCAGGAUUUCUUUAAGUGUAACCUUGGCGAGAACUGGAAAUUCCCAUCGCAGUGCAUCAACCCGCAAGGCAGAUCCAUAACGUCAUCAUCGGGGAAUUUUGUGGAAGAUUACACGGUGCUACCAACCAUUCACGCCGUGGAGGCUAUUGCCAAUGGUGUACAUAAAACUCUGCAGAGGAAGUGUGGCGUCGGUUAUACGUCCGUUUGCUCAAAAUACUUAACAGAUUUAGAUACCAAUAAAAUGAUCAAUGAAUUUAUGGACAACAUGACGUACACGGAUAUUCUAAAUGAAGCAUUCCGAUUCAAUGAAAGGGAGGUUUCGAAAGAAAUGGGAGUGUUUGUGAUGAGUAGCUACGUUCCUACUCAGCAAGGAACAUUUGAUGAGCAGAAAGUUACGUUUGAUGCCAGUUUCCCUAACCAUUAUUAUGCAAACAUUAAUGCCAAAUGUGAAGGAGAUUGCGCCGUGUGUUACGACAAAGGCGCGCGAGAAGAGAAAUUCACUUAUUAUCCGGCAGACAUCAUGUUGAUAGGUUUGUUUGAUGUGCAUAAGAAAGGUCCGUCGCCUUUUACGUGUGGAGAGAUUAACCACAAACACGGAGUGCAGUUAGUAGAAGCCUUCCACUACGCCAUCCAAUACAUUAACAGCCGAAAUGAUAUUCUACCGGAAGUAUCUCUUGGCGGGAUAGCCCUCGACGUCUGUGAAAGUCCUGAACGCGCAGGAAAUCUCGUGGCCAAUAUACACAGCAAGAACCUCGAACUUAUGAAUAACCUAAACGUCCUAGAUCCCUCAAGGUUUGAUGUAUAUAUUGGAACUAUUGAGAGUGAAUCAUCCAUCCGUGUUGCAGACGUUUUGAAUUCUCUUGGAAUACCUCAGAUAAGCUAUGGAGCAACAACUCUGAAACUGAUGGACCAACAGAAAUACCGCUAUUUCAUCAGAACUGUUCCGGCAGACGACAAACAGGCUCGUGCAAUCGUUUCUUUCUUGAAACGGUUUGAUCUUCACCACGUUCAAGUAAUCCAUUCUUUUGAUAGCGUUGGAGAAUUCGGACGGGAAGAAUUUUCACGUCUUGCUUAUCUCAACAGAAUUUGCAUUGCUCAGAACAUCACUGUCGGUCAAAAUGGCAUAGUAGAAGCAGAAGACGCUAGAGCUGCUCUGAGAAAACUUUAUGAUAAACCUGACGCUAAGGUGGUUAUUCUAUUUGUCGAUAAUCCAAGACCAUUUUUAGAAGAACUUGAGAAAGAUUACUCUCUUAGGAACUCUUUUAGAUUUAUUGGAACAGACAAAUGGGGCGAAGAUCCAGAUAUGUGGGAUGGCCUUGAAAAUAUGAAACGAAAUAGAACUGCUGUGACCUUUGAUAUUGAAACCGCUGACCUGCCACUAUUCGACAUAUAUUUAGAAAACAAGACUCCAGAUACCUACACAUUUAAUCCUUGGUUUAACGAAUAUUAUGAGUUCAUAUACAACUGUUCUCUUUCCGGUGGAAACAAACCAGCUUGUCCCCAGAAAAAAUAUGGAAUUCCAAGAGCCAAAAACUAUGUACAGGAUCCAUAUGUUCUUUAUGUUUUCAACGCGGUUAUGUCCGCAGCUAUUGGGGCCGAGAAAGCUAUCAAGAAAAUUUGUCCUCCAAAUAGUAUAGGAGCUUGCAAUCUUUUCCGAACCAGCGGAGAGAGGCGUCAAGAAAUACUGAAGGGUGCUAAACAGGCUCGAUUUGAAGAUGCCACAAAGCAACCAUUUUAUUUCACAGAAACUGGGGAGAGUGAUCGUGGGUAUCAUAUCUGGGAGUCUCUAGAGAUGCCAGGCCUUCCAAAUACAUACUAUCUUGAAGACGUUGGAAGCUACAACGAUACCGAUUAUCUGAAGAUAGAUGCCAGAUACGAUCCGAAAUGGUUUGCACCAUGCACUGGAGUUCCUUCUUGCACUUGCCCUUUCCCUGAAUACCAGCCAACCAGGUACAUGCUAAAGGCAUCCACUAACCAACUGAAUGUUGUAUAUCUGUCUGACAUUCAUGAAUCGGAUCCUAAUAACCCUUAUGCCUGUGGAAAGAUUAACAGCGGUGGAGACUUUCAGAAUCUGAUGGCAUUUUUUUACGCUCUAAAUUUGGUCAAUCAAUACGUCAAUCUUCCAGCUACUCUGAAACUUGGAGGUCUGGCAUUGGAUACGUGCGGUACACCUGGUAGGAUAGGACAAGAUUUGUACAGUUUACUUAGCGGAGAAGGGAUAUGUGGGGAUGAAGGGGUCGGACAGGUGAUUGACCCAUCAACCAUCAUUGUUCAUUUGACUACAAACUCGGAUAAUGCCAUCGCUACGAGUAGCAUUUUGUCCCCUUUAAAAAUAACCAGCAUGAGUCAGAGUGCAACUUCAGUGGAACUAAGUGAUAAAACCAUUCAUAAUUAUUUUCUUCGAACGGUCCCUCCUGACAAUAUACAAGCAGUUGUUAUGGCAGAAGUCAUAAAAAAAUUUGGAUGGGACUAUAUCUCUGCUGUCUACAGUGAUAAUGCAUACGGUAAAUCGGCGAUCAAAACCUUCUUACAGAAUACAUCCACCAACAAGAAAACUUGUACCACAUUGAAGUUAUCUAUGAGUACAGAUGCUACUUUAGUGGAUGCUAAGAGUGUCAUUGAUGAUCUUAAUCAGAGAGUCGGCGCUCGUGUUGUUGUCCUUUUUGUAACGGCAAAGCACGCCAGACUUCUCUUACAAGCAACUUCAGAAAAGGGUCUGAAUCAAAGAUUCGUCUGGUUUGGAAGUGAUACUUGGGCGAAUGAUAUGUCCGUGGUACAAGGUUAUGAAGAUGUCGCUUCAGGAGCUCUGACUAUUCAAAUUAAAACCGAAAUCAUCGACAAUUUCAAAACAUUUCUGAAAACGUUGACAUUCCAAAAUCGUCAUGGUCUUCCCGCAGAUUGGUUUGAUGACAUCUACCAAACAUUGCAUCAAUGUAGGAUCCUAACAAGUGCUGUCAAAAAAACAUACACACAGAUUUGUUCAGGAAAUGAGCAAAUAACAGACGCUAUGAUACCGCAAGAUCCAUACGUACUACAUACUAUUAUAUCCGUUUUCAUGAUAGCACAAGGUCUAAACCGUAUCGACACCUGCAAGUCAUCUAACUUAGGAAUCUACUCUUGUCUGUCUCUGCAGGAUAGUAAAUUGGAUCUUAUUUACCAAGGCAUUUUGGAUGCACAAUAUCGAGUCUUGCCUAGUGAUUUGGGUGACAAGUCCUUCGAUUUCAGAUUUACAGAAGAUGGUUACGGGGAUAUUGGAUAUAACAUUCUUAACUUCCGAAGGGAUUCUACAUCCGGGCGAUAUGAGUAUAAACAGAUUGGUACUUACCAAAGAGAACUGAACCUCGACAGGUCCCUCUAUCAAGCCUACAGCUUCGCUCUCUCGAGAGCGCCCCCGUCGUCACAGUGUCCCAUAGGAGGACGUUGUGCCUGUGAAUACGCUAAUGGUACCAUCUACUAUCAAGAACACGAGGGAACCCCCGGUGUCUCUUACUACAAACUAGACGAUGGAAGUUAUGUCAAUGCUCAAACAGGGCAGAUAAUUCAAGUGGAAAGCGCUCCUGAAAUCGAUGAUCGUUUUCGAGACAUUUGGGGCAUUAUCGUUGCAACCCUGGCUGGUAUUGGCGUGUUUGCUUCUGUCUGCGUGUUUAUUUAUCUGUUGGUCAACUAUCCAUUUAAAAGUGGAACAACUGUGCUGGGAUUCAUGUUAUCGUUUGGUGUUGUUUUAAUGUAUGCCAUGGUCUUUACAUUCAUUGUCCAUGCUAACGAUGAAGUUUGUGGACUCCGAAGGUUCUGUCUAGGUCUUGUUUAUGCAAUUUGUUAUUCUGCUUUGUUCGUCAAAGUGGUCGACUGUUGGAGAAACAAGGAUAAAGAAGUUGAAUACACUGUUCAUUACAAGAAGCUUGGUAAACCUUUGGGUCUUUUCUUCGUUGCUUGCCUACUUGUUCUAAUUCAGUGCUUGAUAAAUACAGAAUGGUUGAUUUUAGAAAGCCCCAGGAUGGAGCGUGUCAUAUACAACAAUAUGUUAUGGCCGCGGUGUAUGCCAGACAAUUUCUAUGACGAAGGUCUUGUUUUGUCGCUUGUCUACAUCAUGGUCAUUAUUUGUAUAAGUGUUAUUCUUGGAAUUUUGUCUUGGAAAUCAAUCAAGAACCAUAGGGAAGUCCGAUGGAUUCUGGGGAUUUUUGCUUUAGGAAUUCCUGUUUGGAUCGUAUCUUGUAUCAUUGCCACGCUGGGAGAAUACAAAAUGCGUGACCCAGCCAUCGCCAUAAGUCUGCUGAUGAAUGCUACCAUUAUGUUUGUGCUAGGUCCAUUGCGCAGAGUAUACCUUCUCAAUGAUUUUGACGCAAAACUUGAACAUGAAUCCGAAGUAGACGGAAGAAGCAUUCGAGAUUCAAUGUAUGGAAGGCAAUAUGAUAACGUGGGGACACUACACGAUACGAACUCAAUGCGAGGCAGUUUAAACGUCCAAGAACAAAUGUAUUAUCCUGAGAAAAAUUUACCGUAUUGAGGAACCCUAUUGUUCAAGAUGAGGAACCCUCUGUUAACAUGAAAUUGGACGAUAUUGACCAUUCGUCGGACGCUGACCAGAGGACAUUAGACGUGUGUCUUGCCUGAAAAUUUGUAAACCAGACUGUUAUUAGUGCUGCAUGCACUUCUAAAUUUUACUUCCGUAAAAAUUCAUCCAUUGUUGUUUUUUGAAGGACUGAAAGAUUUUCUGUGAUAAAAGUGAAAUGAUAGUUCUUACAUCGACCCAACGAUUGUCCAUUAAGUAAAACUAGUUUAGAAUUACUAUUAUUCGAAUCUCUGCGCGUGUAAGGGGUAUUCUUCUAUGGAGAGAAUGCGGGAUGAUUGAGAGUGCGAAAUGAUGCAACAUGCAACACAUUGAAAUUAAACACACAUAUAUACAUCACGAGUGAUUGCUGUCAGAAAAUAUAUUUAUGUACAUUAUUUUGUAUAUUGUUUAUGAUUAUGAAGUUUUAAAUAUAGAAUUUUGUAUAUUUUAUAA
Ostrea edulis (European flat oyster) is the source of this 9624-nucleotide messenger RNA. RefSeq lists its product as uncharacterized. The record is from RefSeq and is a predicted model, not a curated record. The transcript is spliced from 16 exons. Gene Ontology annotation, molecular function: group II metabotropic glutamate receptor activity. Gene Ontology annotation, biological process: G protein-coupled glutamate receptor signaling pathway; regulation of synaptic transmission, glutamatergic. Bases 601 to 9126 code for a protein of 2841 amino acids. Gene Ontology annotation, cellular component: membrane. NCBI's taxonomy places the organism in Eukaryota, Metazoa, Mollusca, Bivalvia, Ostreida, Ostreidae.